AUGGGAGUGGCCACGGAGGAAACUCGGCUGCCCGACGCCAGGUCUGGGCCCGCCCCCACCUCCAAGGGCCGUCCUGCGGCCGGAGGGCCCACGAGAGCAGAUGUGGAACCCCCCUUUGAAGACGUGCUGGAGAAGGCCAAGGCCGGGGACCCCAAGGCGCAGACGGAGGUGAGGGCCGUGGCGUGGGGCAUCACCUCCGAGAACGAGCCCGCGGUGAAGCAGCUCUCCUCCGAGACCGACCUGGAGCGGGCCGUGCGCAAGGCGGCGCUGGUCAUGUACUGGAAGCUCAACCCCAAGAAGAAGCAGCAGGUGGCCGUGGCCGAGCUGCUGGAGAACGUCGGGCAGGUCAACGAGCCCGAUGGAGAGGCACAGCCCGGCCCCGUCCCCAAGUCCCUGCAGAAGCAGAGGCGGGUGCUGGAGCGCCUGGUCAGCAGCGAGUCCAAGAGCUACAUCGCGCUGGACGACUUCGUGGAGCUCACCAAGAAGUACGCCAAGGGCAUCAUCCCCGCCAACCUGUUCCUGCAGGAUGACGACGACGACGAGCUCUCCGGGAAGAGCCCCGAGGACCUGCCCCUGCGCCUCAAGGUGGUCAAGUACCCGCUGCACGCCAUCAUGGAGAUCAAGGAGUACCUGAUCGACAUGGCCUCCCGCGCGGGCAUGCACUGGCUGUCCACCAUCGUGCCCACGCACCACAUCAACGCCCUCAUCUUCUUCUUCAUCAUCAGCAACCUGACCAUCGACUUCUUCGCCUUCUUCGUGCCGCUGGUCGUCUUCUACCUGUCCUUCACCUCCAUGGUCAUCUGCACCCUCAAGGUCUUCCAGGACAGCAAGGCCUGGGAGAGCUUCCGCACCCUCACGGGGCUGCUGCUGCGCUUCGAGCCCAACCUGGACGUGGAGCAGGCCGAGGUGAACUUCGGCUGGAACCACCUGGAGCCCUACGUCCACUUCCUGCUGUCCGUCUUCUUCGUCAUCUUCUCCUUCCCCGUGGCCAGCAAGGACUGCGUGCCCUGCUCGGAGCUGGCCGUGGUGUCCGCCUUCUUCACCGCCACCAGCUACAUGAGCCUGAGCACCUGCGCCGAGCCCUACACGCGGCGAGCGCUGCUGACCGAGGUGGCCGCCGGCCUGCUGUCGCUGCUGCCCACGCUGCCCGGGGACUGGCCCCGCCUCAAGCUCCUGGGCCAGACCUUCUUCACCGUGCCGGUCGGCCACGCGGUGGUGCUCAACGCCAGCGUGCCCUGCCUGCUGUACGUGUACCUGCUCUACCUCUUCUUCCGCAUGGCCCAGCUGCGGCGCUUCCAGGGCACCUACUGCUACCUGGUCCCCUACCUGGUCUGCUUCAUGUGGUGCGAGCUCUCCGUGGCCCUGCUGCUCGAGUCCACGGGCCUGGGGCUGGUGCGCGCCUCCAUCGGCUACUUCCUCUUCCUGUUCGCGCUGCCCGUGCUGGCGGCCGGCCUGGCGCUCGUGGGCCUGGUGCAGGCUGCCGGCUGGCUCGCGUCGCUGGAGCUCACCAAGAUCGCCGUGACCCUGGUGCUGUGCGGCGUGCCCCUGCUGUUCCGCUGGUGGACGCGGGCCAGCUUCUCCCUGCUGGGCCUGGCCCGCUCGCUGUCGCGCAGCUCGCUGGUCAAGCUCAUCCUGGUGUGGCUCACGGCCAUCGUGCUGUUCUGCUGGGUCUACGUGUACCGCUCGGAGGGCAUGAAGGUGUACAACUCCACGCUGACCUGGCCGCAGUACGGCUUCCUGUGCGGGCCGCGGGCCUGGAGGGAGACCAACAUGGCCCGCACCCAGAUCCUGUGCAGCCACCUGGAGGGCCACCGCGUCACCUGGACCGGCCGCUUCAAGUACGUGCGGGUGACGGAGAUCGACAACAGCGCCGAGGCGGCCGUCAACAUGCUGCCCUUCUGGGUGGGCGACUGGGUGCGCUGCCUGUACGGCGAGGCCUACCCGGCCUGCAGCCCCGGGCCCGCCUCCACGGCCGAGGAGGAGCUGUGCCGGCUCACGCGGCUGGCCAAGCACCCCUGCCACAUCAAGAAGUUCGACCGCUACAAGUUCGAGAUCACGGUGGGCAUGCCCUUCAGCGGGGCCAACGGCAGCCGCGGCCCCGAGGACGACGACGUCACCAAGGACAUCGUGCUGCGCGCCAGCAGCGAGUUCAAGGACGUGCUGCUGCACCUGCGCCAGGGCAGCCUCAUCGAGUUCAGCACGGUGCUCGAGGGCCGCCUGGGCAGCAAGUGGCCGGUCUUCGAGCUCAAGGCCAUCAGCUGCCUCAACUGCGCGGCGCAGCUCUCGCCGGCGCGGCGCCACGUGAAGAUCGAGCGGGACUGGCGCAGCGCCGUGCAGGGCGCCCUCCGCUUCGCCUUCGACUUCUUCUUCUUCCCCUUCCUGUCGGCGGCCUGAGGGGCGGGAGGCCGAGGCCCCGCCCUAGAGGGCCAGCCGGGGGC
Molecule: messenger RNA, 2438 nt
Organism: Condylura cristata (star-nosed mole)
Lineage: Eukaryota; Metazoa; Chordata; Mammalia; Eulipotyphla; Talpidae
Gene: WFS1
Product: Wolfram syndrome 1 (wolframin)
Exons: 6
Coding region: 1-2394 (797 amino acids)
Biological process (GO): endoplasmic reticulum unfolded protein response; calcium ion homeostasis
Cellular component (GO): endoplasmic reticulum membrane; endoplasmic reticulum
Source: RefSeq, a predicted model, not a curated record